This is a messenger RNA of Capsicum annuum, 1169 nucleotides long. Its product is annotated as superoxide dismutase [Fe] 3, chloroplastic. Gene Ontology annotation, molecular function: metal ion binding; superoxide dismutase activity. NCBI's taxonomy places the organism in Eukaryota, Viridiplantae, Streptophyta, Magnoliopsida, Solanales, Solanaceae. The transcript is spliced from 8 exons. The record is from RefSeq and is a predicted model, not a curated record. Gene Ontology annotation, cellular component: chloroplast nucleoid. The coding region runs from base 203 to 985 and encodes 260 amino acids. Gene Ontology annotation, biological process: superoxide metabolic process.
UUAGAUAAACUUUAAAAAUGUAAAGGAUAUUAGUAAUAUAUUUUUUUAAGUAUGAGAUUUGUGUAAAGUUGAACCGUAAUUACACGGGCCGUUACCAGUAGCAUUCAUAAUUUUGGGCCUUAAAUUAAUUGGGGGCUGAGGCAAAAGUUUCAGCUGCCCUUACCUUAGAGCCGCCCUUGGAGCAGUGAGAUAAGCGGAAGAAAUGAGUUGUAAUCGUGUUUGCACUUCAAGUUGUAGUCAAGUGUUGGUGACUACUGAAUUGAACAUACCCUGUAGAGUAUCAAAUGUUGGUUUGAGGCAGAAAAGAAGUACUAAUGGACAUCGAAAAGUUUUUGCUUAUUAUGGCCUUAAAACCCCACCUUAUAAGCUUGAUGCACUAGAACCAUAUAUGAGCCAAAGGAUGGUUGAGGUGCAUUGGGGUGAACAUCAUCGUGGUUAUGUUGAAGCUCUUAACAAACAACUUGAGAAGAAUGACAUACUUUAUGGAUGCACCAUGGAGGAACUUAUCAAAGUAACAUACAACAAUGGAAAUCCAUUACCUGAAUUCGCUCAUGCUGCCCAGGUAUGGAAUCAUGAUUUCUUCUGGGAAUCCAUGCAACCGGGAGGUGGUGACAUGCCUAAAUUAGGACUCCUUCAGCAAAUUGAGAAGGAUUUUGGUUCAUUUACCAACUUCAAGGAGAAGUUUAUAGAGGCAGCUCUCACAUUAUUUGGCUCUGGAUGGAUUUGGCUUGUCUUGAACAGAGAGGAGAAGCGUCUUGCAAUUAUUAAAACAUCAAACGCUGUCAACCCGCUUGUGUGGAAUGAUAUCCCCCUAAUCGGUUUGGACGUGUGGGAGCAUGCUUAUUAUCUGGAUUACAAGAAUGAUAAAGCGAACUAUGUUAAUGUGUUCAUGAAUCAUCUUGUCUCUUGGGAUGCGGCAUUGGGACGUAUGGCUCGAGCACAGGCCUUUGUAAAUUUAGGCGAACCCAAAAUUCCUGUUGCAUGACAUGUUCCUUUAAUCAGUUCUUUCUGUAAAUAAUCCGUGUGCACGAAAAGGUAUUUUAGUACAAAAACUUUAUGCAUUUGCUUCGUCCCUUGGUGGAAGGUGCAUUUUUUUUUUUGGAACAAGCUAUGUUGAGCUGAUAUUUAUACAUCUACUGGCAAAGUAAUUCAGAGAGUGUUUGCAAAAA